AUGUAUAUCACCAGCCAGGAGCAGGAGCACCAAGAGUGCCUUAAUCAUAAAGGAAGACCCAAAAGAUACUGCUGUGAUGAUUGCGAACAAGUCUUCACCACUUCAUCAAACCUGAAGAUCCAUAAGAAAACUCACACUGGUGAUAAACCAUACUGCUGUGAUCAGUGUGGUGCGGCUUUUACCCGACGAGAUCAUCUAAAGAAUCACCAACGUAUUCACACUGGAGACAAGUCCUACAGGUGUGAUCAGUGUGGAGCGGCUUUUACCGAUAAAAGUGCUCUAAUUCGUCAUCAACGUAUUCACACUGGAGACAAGCCUUACAGGUGUGAUCAGUGUGGCGUGGCUUUUGCCCAGCAAAGUAACCUAACGACUCACCAACGUAUUCACUCUGGAGACAAGCCUUACAGAUGCGAUCAGUGUGGAGCGGCUUUUGCCCGGCAAGGUCAUUUGACGAGUCACCAACGUAUUCACACUGGUGAUAAACCAUACAGCUGUGAUCAGUGUGGAGCGGCUUUUGCCCUGCAAGGUCAUUUGACGAGACAUCAACGUAUUCACACUGGAGACAAGCCUUACAGGUGUGAUCAGUGUGGAGGGACUUUUGCCGAGCAAGGUCAUUUGACGAGACAUCGACGUAUUCACACGGGAAACAAGCCCUACAGGUGUGAUCAGUGUGGAGUGACUUUUGCCCAGCAAGGUACUCUAACGAGACACCAACGUAUUCACACUGGAGACAAGCCUUACAGGUGUGAUCAGUGUGGGGCGGCUUUUGCCGAGCAAGGUACCCUAACGAGACACCAACGUAUUCACACUCGAGACAAGCCUUACAGGUGUGAUCAGUGUGGAGCGGCUUUUGCCGAGCAAGGUCAUUUGACGAGACAUCGACGUAUUCACACUGGAGACAAGCCCUACAGGUGUGAUCAGUGUGGAGCGACUUUUGCCCGGCAAGAUCAUUUGUCGAGUCACCAACGUAUUCACACUGGAGACAAGCCUUACAGAUGUGAUCAGUGUGGAGCGGCUUUUGCCCGGCACGAUCAAUUGACGAAACAUCAACGUAUUCACACUGGAUAAAAAUUGUACAUUUGUGAUCAGUGCUGAUAUCAUUUAUUUUGAGAGUUCAGUUAACAUGCAUCAAGAAAAGAGAAAAGAUAUCAGAAAUAUUUGU
Cololabis saira (Pacific saury) is the source of this 1162-nucleotide messenger RNA. RefSeq names its product zinc finger protein 678-like. The transcript has 2 exons. The record is from RefSeq and is a predicted model, not a curated record. Bases 1 to 1068 code for a protein of 355 amino acids. Gene Ontology annotation, molecular function: DNA-binding transcription factor activity, RNA polymerase II-specific; RNA polymerase II cis-regulatory region sequence-specific DNA binding. Gene Ontology annotation, cellular component: nucleus. Gene Ontology annotation, biological process: regulation of transcription by RNA polymerase II; central nervous system development. NCBI's taxonomy places the organism in Eukaryota, Metazoa, Chordata, Actinopteri, Beloniformes, Belonidae.